AUGGCUGGUGUUGACCACGCCUACCAGUAUUCCGUGGAGGUGAAGAGCAGGUUCUCACUGUUUCUGGACGAUGCGCUGAGUAGUGAGGAUCCAGACAUUCUGCUAUCUAAGUUGCAAACCAAACGGACUGAGAAGACCAAGAAGGAGAAGUCUCACGUGCAGCAGCAACAACAACAGCAGGCCACACCUGUGAAAGUCGACACAGUAAUCAAGAAUGAGACGAAAGUUGAUUCAGCAGUGCCGAAAGCUGCACCUCAACCGUCCAAGUCCCCUGGCUCCACAGAGAUACCCCGAGUGCCCCCAGAGGACAUGCAGAACUAUGCUGCUAAGGAGGCAGAGGAACCAGUUAGUACUUUUUCGCGUGGUCGUGGCUUGGGCAGGGGGGCACCUCGAGGGAUGCGUGCAGGAAGAGGUCAGGGACCACGUAUGCUCCCAACAGAAACACCUCCCGACUUCGCUGGUGACCUGAAUACAUCUAGAGGGACGGGUUUUGAUUCGAGAGGGCGUGGGAGAGGCAGAGGAAGAGCAACGUAUGGCCGGGGUCGUGGCAUGCCGUUCAACUCAAGUCGCGAAUUCGACCAUCAGAAUGGUCCUGAUCGCCAGGGUCCAAGACAAUAUGGUAGGAGAGAUGGAAACUGGAACCCACAAGAGGCUGACGGACAAGCAGCACCUGAGGGUGGUGAUGCAGAGCAGGCUGUACGUUUGUCAGAAGAUCAAACUGCAGUCGGAGACGGGUUGGAACGUCCACAACCGGAGGCUGAAGAAGAGGCGAAUGGUGCUACAGAGACACCCGUGGAGGAGGAACCCAAGAGCUACACUCUGGAAGAGUACAAAGCCAUGCGUCAGUCCGCCAAGCCGGCAGUCAUCCUAAGCAACAAGAACCUCCGUAAAGCCAACGACGGUAAAGAUGUGUUUGCAAACAUGGUGGCUCACAGAAAAAUACAGGAGACUCACGAAGAUGAUGACGAGGUUGAUGAGAAGGAGGAUGCGCCUCAGGAGCACCAGUCGAUUGACAUUGACUUCUCAUUCGUUGAUGAAUUUGGAAACCGUAGAAGAGGAGGUGGCAGAGGAUUUGACGGCAGAGGGUCUGAUCGUGGACGUCGUGGUGUAUGGCCAAGAGGCGAACGUGGAGGCCGCGGAAGAGGUCAACUGAGGGGUGACGGGCGAGGCCGUGGUUUUGGUCGCGUUCUACCCUCUGAGGAUCACAUUCCACCGCCGGCAAUAUACAGUGACCAGGAGUUCCCUUCCUUGAAGCAUAUUCCAUUUCCGUUGCGCUGCGAUGAUCAUGUUGAAUGCUUUCAAACAGUGUGUUGUGUAGUCAUGGCUGGUGUUGACCACGCCUACCAGUAUUCCGUGGAGGUGAAGAGCAGGUUCUCACUGUUUCUGGACGAUGCGCUGAGUAGUGAGGAUCCAGACAUUCUGCUAUCUAAGUUGCAAACCAAACGGACUGAGAAGACCAAGAAGGAGAAGUCUCACGUGCAGCAGCAACAACAACAGCAGGCCACACCUGUGAAAGUCGACACAGUAAUCAAGAAUGAGACGAAAGUUGAUUCAGCAGUCCCGAAAGCUGCACCUCAACCGUCCAAGUCCCCUGGCUCCACAGAGAUACCCCGAGUGCCCCCAGAGGACAUGCAGAACUAUGCUGCUAAGGAGGCAGAGGAACCAGUUAGUACUUUUUCGCGUGGUCGUGGCUUGGGCAGGGGGGCACCUCGAGGGAUGCGUGCAGGAAGAGGUCAGGGACCACGUAUGCUCCCAACAGAAACACCUCCCGACUUCGCUGGUGACCUGAAUACAUCUAGAGGGACGGGUUUUGAUUCGAGAGGGCGUGGGAGAGGCAGAGGAAGAGCAACGUAUGGCCGGGGUCGUGGCAUGCCGUUCAACUCAAGUCGCGAAUUCGACCAUCAGAAUGGUCCUGAUCGCCAGGGUCCAAGACAAUAUGGUAGGAGAGAUGGAAACUGGAACCCACAAGAGGCUGACGGACAAGCAGCACCUGAGGGUGGUGAUGCAGAGCAGGCUGUACGUUUGUCAGAAGAUCAAACUGCAGUCGGAGACGGGUUGGAACGUCCACAACCGGAGGCUGAAGAAGAGGCGAAUGGUGCUACAGAGACACCCGUGGAGGAGGAACCCAAGAGCUACACUCUGGAAGAGUACAAAGCCAUGCGUCAGUCCGCCAAGCCGGCAGUCAUCCUAAGCAACAAGAACCUCCGUAAAGCCAACGACGGUAAAGAUGUGUUUGCAAACAUGGUGGCUCACAGAAAAAUACAGGAGACUCACGAAGAUGAUGACGAGGUUGAUGAGAAGGAGGAUGCGCCUCAGGUAAGUUAUGUUAUUCUGCACUCACGCUGAAUUCACUCUAGGAGCACCAGUCGAUUGACAUUGACUUCUCAUUCGUUGAUGAAUUUGGAAACCGUAGAAGAGGAGGUGGCAGAGGAUUUGACGGCAGAGGGUCUGAUCGUGGACGUCGUGGUGUAUGGCCAAGAGGCGAACGUGGAGGCCGCGGAAGAGGUCAACUGAGGGGUGACGGGCGAGGCCGUGGUUUUGGUCGCGUUCUACCCUCUGAGGAUCACAUUCCACCGCCGGCAAUAUACAGUGACCAGGAGUUCCCUUCCUUGAAGUAAUUUCCGAAAAGCAGGCGAAGUAAACCUUUGGACUAAGAAGAUUCUCCUUUCUCAACUUUUGGUUCCCUGAAGGCUUGUAGUCCUGGCCUUUGCUUGUCCAUACCCAUUCCUCCCCCAUCCUUUAAUCUCCAGCUUUGUAAUCUAGUUUCAUCCGAAAGCAGUUCCAGGACUGAAUUUGUAAUUAUGGCUGUGCUGCUUCAGAUGUGAUUGCAAAGCUUUGUACAUGAAUGUUCUGACCAUGUCACAGUUUUGCGAUUGACAUGACCAAUCGCCUUCAAUAAACCUUGACGAGAGUACUCUUUUCAGCUUCUAAAAGAGGUGGGUUCCUGCCGUAUUCUGUCCAUGGGUUGCUUUGAUUUUAGUCUAGACGCUAGAUGAACACUUUGGUAUCUGGUCUCAAACACCGAUAAGGAGCGCUUGGUCUACUGUCGAGUCAGUGGAGACGCGUGAGUUCUGUGCCCCACCUCGGCUGAUCGGAGCGUGUUUCUGUCUUGGUCGGACGGCCAUUGCAGUUGUAGGUUGCUUUGAGAUUCUAGUGGGAUUCCAUGGGAGUGCUUUUUCCGUGUGGCACACUUGCUUACCGCUGUCACCAGGUGGAUUUCAGACAUGAGAUUCAUGUGCAUGUGGAGGGAUGAUGGUGGAGUUGUGUGCUAGCAACCUUAGGAGCAGUCGUUUUGAACAGGUUUGCCAGCUGGUAGGGAAUGUGACAAUGGGAUACAUGGACUGUGCUGCUUUCCCAUGUCACACCAUUUGAGUGAGUCGCGUGGUGUCGGUGUCACCUCACCGUUAUUGUGUUCGUAUUCAGUCAUCUCCAGCCUCAACGGAGUUGAAUAAUGAGUUGGCAGGCUCGGGAUGACUGGCUUGUCGUCACUUCAAUUAUCGUGAUCGCUAAUCUGUCCGUGGCUUACUUCCUGUAAGCUGGGCUGCAUGUUGUUUCGGUCUUACCCCUGCUUACCCAAAAAGCUGUUGCAACGGUUAAGGACAGUCUUCUUGUUAGUUAUCCUCUGACGUGCUAGUCUUGUGACUAGGUGUUCGAUGCCUAGCCACGUACUGCACUAACACCGGCGACGUGACUAUUCCCUCGUGGUCUUGCGCUCUCACCAUCCGAUGUUGUGAUGUCUGAGACUUCAAAUCCCAGGAAUGGUGGCUGGACCACGUGUCCUCUUUUCUUCCGUGUUAUUUUCCUGGGAUGGCUUGCUUUUUCGCUGUUGUAGUGCUGAGGAUUUUUGCGCAUUGGUGUGAUUUAGGAGUAGUGAUUGCGGGUUGUCGUGCGGUGUAGUUGUAUAUGUUCUGGUUAUUGAUUGCUUGCCCCGGGGAUUGGUUUUCAAAGUCUUAUGUUUCUUUUAUAUUGUUACUUGGUUGUUUGGUAUUGUGUUUUCGGUUGUUCGUUUUGAUAUAAUUGUAGACUUCUGUCGAUCAGUUUGCAUUUUUGUUAUAUUAGUGUUUGGAUGUCGAAUUUAGUAAGCAUAGGUCAUUAAAUGAUGCAAUUUGUUAAGUGUUAUGUCUGUGUGUGGUUGAAGGUAAUUGCAGGCUUUUGUAUUAGUGCAGUGGUCCAUGUUGUUACCGAUGGAACUUAUCAUUGUGUGAGGGGCUAUCAAAGUGGUUAGAAUUUUUUGGUCUAUGAAGCAGCUUAUUGAAUUUUACUAUUAUUCCUUUUUUAAAUCAUUGUUUGUACCAAUGUAUCAGUGGUAGUUGGAAUCACUGGAUUUACUCUGCUUGUAUUUCGGUCUCAAAAUUUUCAGAAUGUACCGGUUUUUGGGUGCUCAUGUUAUUUUGAUGGUUGUGCCCCUCACUUAUGUAAUGUUAUAUUAUUUUCGUGCCGAAAUUUACUUUAGGAAAAUGAUUCCCACUAGGUGAUGUUUGAAGAUGAAGUGAAAAUUUGGGCCGUGGCAUGAUUCAAACCAGUUACGCGAUUACAUACCGGACCCGGUGGUCGCUGGUUGAAUCAGGCUGCGGUCUUAAUUUUUCUUUCACCUGUAGUGAAAACUAGUCUGUCAAAUUAUUGGUCAGAUAAAUGUAAAAAAUGAUUCCUGGAUAUACAGUGAAAUUCGAAUGUUUCGUUAUCACUAUUGCCCAUGCUAGCCAGGGCUUAACCUGCUGGUAGUUAGAUCUAAUCUGCCUUGGAACUUCGAUGACGAAUAGUGUCGGUCUCAGGUUUGCGUACAUGGUUAACCUACGGUUACUACAAACCUACUGUGGUUCAUUAGCCACGCAGACGGAUGAUAUUCUUGUAAGGCUUUGAGAUAUCCUGCGAAUUAUUAUUGUCGCUUGGUGCCUGAGAUAUCAAAUUCAGGUGCUAGAAUUAUAUUUCUUAUUUGAGCUUCAUGUAUGAUCAUACUGGUCAACACUAGACGAUAGUAUUUCUGAUUUCUACGAAAUCUCAUUGUCUGUUGUUAGUAGGUUCCAUAUCAGUAUAUGCUUCUAACGUUUUAGAUUACUGCCAUAAUCAUUCUCCCUGUCAACAACUGAGAAUGUGUUAUGGUCUGUUACACUUGCAAAAUGUUUCCACAUAUGGGGAAAGCAAAUCACUGGAAGUUGAAUUUUAUGUAGGUACAUUCAGUUCCGAGUGUCAGUUGAAGGUCAUGAAAUAACGUGCUCUAACAAAGAAUCCCACUGAUUUUUAGACUUGAACAAUCAAACCGUGGUGUUUAGAAACUACGUUGAUGUCCUCUCAGGUGGCUGUUUUGAGAGAAGGAAUAACUGAAGUAGUUAAGUACUCACUAUUAUUUAUGGGUCAUGGCGACACAUGAGCUGCUCAAGAUUCGGCUGGGACCUGGAUGGGAAGCUAAUACGUUUCCUCAAAGUACCAAAGACUGUUUUAGAUCCUAAACAAUGCAAAACAGUAGGACCUAGUGGUUUGCCACUAGAAGAUUUAGGUAUUAAAUUACUGAUUUGAUUAACGGGGGUAGUAGAUGGACAUACGAAACCAAUGUAAAACAUCGUACAGAAGUGCAUCGGUUCGAGAUGCUACUCUUCACAGCAGCAUGGAAACAAUAAGUGGGUAGAGACUAGUGAUGUCAAAAUAGAAAAGUAACAAAGAAGGGAAGAUCUUAGACUAGAGCAGUCAGAAAAUUGUGUUUUGAGAUGUCAAAAAGUGAAUGCCUCUGCUACACUGUGACUCGUUAACAACCACUGAUGCUUAUAUUGAGGACUUCAACAAGGUAGUAUGCGCAUCCCCGCAUGGUUUCGACCAUGAGUCAGAGAUUUCAAGGGCUGAUCAUACUUAGUGUGACCACUAUGAUCCCUCUUCCAACCUAGUCUAACUUUUGCCUGUCGAGGUUGACGAUGGCUUGGGAUUCACAGUGCGUGUCCGAGUCACUAGAUUCACAACAUCGACCGACCUGCUUGUCUUAUCUUAGUACUCUUCGCCUGAUCUGUAUAUUGUUGACAUGCUGCUAGCUCUGUACGCCAUCAGUGCUACGGUGACACUAUGGUCAAGAACUUGUGGUCUUUUCAUAUUUCCUAGGAAGCGCAUGGGAACCUCAUCUCUUCCUACUUAGUUAAUUACACUAGUUCAUACAAAAGGACGGUUGUUUUGAUGUGGCAACCGUAGGGUAAUCAGUUUGACUAAUCAUACUCGCGAAUCUACCGCCUGUAGUUUUGUGAAGCUUACCGGCAGCUCGAGGAAGGCAAAUAGCUUUCAGGGCGCAAUAAUCAGACUUAAGACCUUCGAGAUGUUUGGGAACAUUGGCAUACUUACCGAAUGCUGACACUUGCCAUAUUCUUUAACUCAAAAGCUGUAUUCGAUUCUGUCAAUGGAGAAUUGUACUAGCAGUGUCAAACUGUGAAAGAAAAUAUUGAGUAAGUCUAAUGCCAAUCAAAUCUGUACUGGGACUCACGCAAUCGUCGAAGUGUUCAUGGAGAGUUAUCAUCUUGAAUGAACACUGGUGAUGUCCAUCAUGUAUGCCCACUGUCCCUGUUUCUGUUUACCUUUUUUAUGGAUGUAAUAAUAGAUAUAAAACCAUGGGUACAUCUGACCAAAGGGCAUGUGAAAGACUCGUGCAUAUGAGGACGAUAUUGUCCUACCGGGUGGAGACUGACGAAAUGCAGGGUCUUCUGAACGCGCUGAGCAGCAGCCUGAGUAUAUUUGGCGUGUAUCUCGUACCUAUGGAAUGUAAGAUGGUUGGUUGCUGGCAUAAUCGCAGAUUAGAUACAAAAGAUAUGCUUUGUGUUUGCUUCACAUCUGAUACCGCCCGGCGAGACAUCAGGCUACGUGUCAAAGGACAAGUGGACUCCACUACCGUCUGUUCUGUUAUACGAUUGUGGGGUAUGAUCGUUGAAAGUAGAAGGUAUGAGAAUACUGUAGGUUUUCAUGCAUUUCUGUUCUGGGAGCAUUUCUCACGUAUAGUUAAGUCACUGUACAAAAGGUGUUGAGGUUCGCUGAAAUGCGCUAGGCGAAUCAGGCAGGUCAGUUGAUAAGAUUGUGAACUGUUACCGACAGAAGUGGGUUGGACACGCCGGGCAUGUUGAGUCACUCCCUAUCUCUAUGCACGAUGUUAUCCGAAGUAGGAUCGAGUUCGAAGAAGUAUCAUUAUGGCCGUACCAAGCUCG
Messenger RNA from Heterobilharzia americana, 7169 nucleotides. NCBI's taxonomy places the organism in Eukaryota, Metazoa, Platyhelminthes, Trematoda, Strigeidida, Schistosomatidae. The record is from the annotation of a GenBank genome assembly.